Messenger RNA from Lacerta agilis (Sand lizard), 2565 nucleotides. It is a transcript of the gene TMEM169, whose product is annotated as transmembrane protein 169. The record is from RefSeq and is a predicted model, not a curated record. NCBI's taxonomy places the organism in Eukaryota, Metazoa, Chordata, Lepidosauria, Squamata, Lacertidae. The transcript is spliced from 3 exons. Bases 556 to 1482 code for a protein of 308 amino acids.
GGGAGUAGCAGCAGCGCCCCAGCCAUCGCGCCUGCUGCAGCCGAGCUAUGCCGAGACCCGUUGACUGCGGCGAUGAGCAGCUCCAAGCGGAGGGAACCCGACGGCGACCCAGCCAUUCGUCGCUGAAGCGGACCUGCCCGGCGCCUCCCGCGCCGCUCUGCAUCUCCUGGGCAGACGGGCCAUAGGGGAGAGGGGAGCUCCUCCUUGCCUGGCUGCGUUCACCUUGCCAGGGUAAAGGGUGGUGGGAAAAGAGGCGGCGACACAUCCUACCCCCCACCCACCCAGUUGCCAGCGGGGGAGGCAAAGGACCAGAGGCUUAUCCCUCCAUGGCGCCCCUUCCAUGCUAUGAUCCCAAGGUGGGGAACCGGGCAAAGACAGUUUCCCACCCCUCUUGCAGGCCUCGUUGAUCUCGUAGGAGCAGGGUUAGGCGUGGAAUGUGUUCGUUCUGUGCCGUGAAAUGGUUGCUGCUGUUAGGUGGAGGACCCACUCCUACAUAUCAGUGUUGAUAGCUCAUAAGUACCGAAGAAGCUGAUUUCUUUUGUUUCCCUCGCUAAGAUGCCCAGCGAGAGCCUCCAAAGUAGCAGUGGGGUGGCGGAGGAGCCUGCCUUAAGGGAGGGUAAGAGUGGGGCACAGAGCCCUCAAUGCAACUCCUUGCACAGGGCUGUAGCUACUGCAGUGACCUUUGAUGGAGAAGCCACCACCGAGAGACGGAAGAAGAGGAAGAAGGAGUCCCGCCCAGAAUCAAUCAUUGUCUACCGAUCGGGGAAUGAGAACAAGGUGGAUGAAGAACAGGUGGAUGAGGAUGGGGGCGAGAGAAGCUCAGAGGAAGGUUCCAAGUUCUUGGGACACUCUGCCGAUGGUUCUUGGGCCAUGCCAUUAGAUAGCAGAUACGUUACUUUAACUGGCACCAUCACGAGAGGAAAGAAGAAAGGCCAGAUGGUGGACAUUCAUGUUACACUCACUGACAAGGAGCUGCAGGAGCUGGCCAGGUCGAAAGAGCCUCCCAAAACAGACAUCCCUGAAGGGAAGAAAGCUUGUGAAGUUGGGCUUUCUAAAGGCCCUCAUGUCCUUCUCUGGAGCCUCACCUGUCUCCCCAUCAUAUUCAUCAUGUCCUUUGUGGUGUCCUUUUACUAUGGCACCAUUGCCUGGUACAAUGUCUUCCUGGUCUACAACGAAGAGAGGACCUUCUGGCACAAGAUCACCUUCUGCCCUUUCCUAAUUAUCUUCUACCCCAUCAUCAUCAUGGUGGUGUCCUUCUCUUUGGGCCUCUACACAGCAGUGACACAGAUCUCGUGGGCCUUUGGGGAUUGGUGGCAUGCCGUGAGGGAUAUGGAGAAAGGAUUCUGUGGUUGGCUGUGUAGCAAGAUGGGCAUGGAAGACUGUUCCCCGUACAGCAUUGUUGAGCUACUAGAUUCUGACAAUGUCUCCGGGAGCUUGUCAGCCAAAGGCUCAGCCCAAGGUGAAGAGAUUUCAGCUGUCUGAGCCUUUGCUUUAAGUGUCUCUAAGUUUUCAUUUUCACUUGCAUUGCAAAAGUACUUUGGGAGGCAUGCGCGUACAGUCGAGUCUUAGGGAAUAAAGCCAAUUCAAACAUUUGGGGUGGGGCAUGGGGAAGAAAAGGGGGACAGUCCUUCCUAGAUGGUACCACUUCAAAACCAAGGGGUGAUUGCAAGUUUUAAUACAUUCAACACCCUGCCCCCAUCAAAAAUCAUCUUCUUGUCAAAAGCUAAAGUGUUCAAGGAAAGUUCCAGCCUAGCUGUGUUUUUGAUUUCCUAUUAUGCCUGACCUACCCAGAUCCAGUUUAUACCACUUCAGGCUACAGAUGAAGGGUCACAUGUUUGAAUAAAUUAAAUGUCUUCCCGUACAUUUAAAAGCAGCACAUAAUUGAGAAGAGUAAACUGAAGCCAUCUCUUCUGACAUGUCUCUCCUGUGUGUGUAGGAAUUUGUUUUUUUGUGAGAUAACAUCCAAUCCACUGCCUGAUACGGUUCAGCCCAGGUACAGCUUUGUCACUCAAGUCUACUGAUUGUAUACCUGUACACUGGCAUUUAGAUUCUCAAGCGAAUAUGAAGUGCCAACGUUCUGGGUGAAGAAUCUCCCAUUCUUUAUAAGAUGACCAUUCAUGACUGGCUAAUAAUACUGCUGAUCUGACCAGUGCUCUUUGUUGGGUUUUAUUAAAGCACACGGUUUAGUGACAAAAGGUCUGUUGUUUGGCAGGGGGUGUUGCUUGUUUGGGAGUGGCGGGGAAAUAAUAAAAUUUGCCCCCAAACAUUUUUUAUUUUGCAAACUGGAUCUUCCAGUGUGAACACACAGGUGCAAUCUUCCACUUGAUGCCUGCCUUCCUUGUGUUGAAAAGCAGGAGCUAACAGGUGCUAUGGGUAAUGACUGCAAUCUGAAAUGCACCGAGUAUGUUGCAUUAAGACAGGGCCCAGGCACAACUACCCAUAGCCUGUGAUGCUGUAGGACACUGUCUUAAAAACUAGAGUCCCAAGAACGGUCUCCAGGUAAAGAAGUGAGGAACCUGAACCCUCCAAGCCCUAUCAGUCCCUCCCUCAUUUUAUCCGACCCCC